AUGGCCAACAACACUGCGCUACGAACGUUCCGCUCCCUCACAUCCACCAUUUGCGCAUCGUGUCGUCAUUCACAAUCGGCGCGGGCCUUCACUCAGAGCACACACAAUGCCGCUGCACCACCCGGCAAACCAAUCCAAAUGGACUCGAUGCUCUCCAAUGUAGACCGAAACUUUCAGCAAGCAGGUCCUGACCCCUACAACCCGUCCAUCAGAAGCAUAAUACCCAACGCCAACCAGCCCUCGGGUCUUGUCAACCUGGCGCGCGAGUGGGCAGAAGACGACAAACACAAACUACAUGUUUACGCCACCAAGCACAACACACAUCUCUGUCUCACCAAACCGAACCGCGACCCCUUGAUAUCCGUGUCAUGUGGGAAUAUUGGCUUCAGGAAAGCAGGUCGGGGAACGUAUGAUGCUGCCUACCAGUUGGCCGCCUUCUUGAUGAGCAGAAUUCAGGACAAGGGUUUACUACCGCAGAUCCAGAAGCUGGAACUGACCUACAGGGGGUUUGGGGCGGGGAGAGAGGCUGUAACAAAAGCGAUAUUGGGUGCUGAGGGAAGGAAGGUACGACCGUUGAUUGUCAAGUUGUCAGACUCGACGAGGCUGAAGUUCGGUGGUACAAGGAGUAAGAAGCCGAGGAGAUUGGGUUGA
Messenger RNA from Pyrenophora tritici-repentis Pt-1C-BFP, 651 nucleotides. RefSeq names its product mitochondrial 37S ribosomal protein uS11m. Gene Ontology annotation, biological process: mitochondrial translation. Gene Ontology annotation, cellular component: ribosome; mitochondrial small ribosomal subunit. Gene Ontology annotation, molecular function: structural constituent of ribosome. NCBI's taxonomy places the organism in Eukaryota, Fungi, Ascomycota, Dothideomycetes, Pleosporales, Pleosporaceae. The record is from RefSeq and is a predicted model, not a curated record.